UGCUGGGGCGCGCCUUUUGGUCCCCCGCGGCGCGCCCGCCGCGCGCCGAUGGGCGCGCAGAGCUCGGCUCGGCCGGGCCGCUCGCAGAAGGGCUCGGCUCGGCGGGGCCGCCGCAGGCCGCGUGUCCGAGUGCACAGCGGCACCAUCUCGUCCCCGCGGGAGCUCCGUCCGGCGGAAUAUCCAUACGUCGAGGUGUUCCAGGAAAGGCUUGAUGGCCGGAGCCUUGCUCGGCUGCAGCGCGGGAAAAGCGAUCCCAUCUUUGGAGUCUAG
Molecule: messenger RNA, 270 nt
Organism: Prorocentrum cordatum
Lineage: Eukaryota; Dinophyceae; Prorocentrales; Prorocentraceae
Source: the annotation of a GenBank genome assembly